Larimichthys crocea (large yellow croaker) is the source of this 2408-nucleotide messenger RNA. Its product is annotated as uracil nucleotide/cysteinyl leukotriene receptor. Lineage: Eukaryota; Metazoa; Chordata; Actinopteri; Sciaenidae. Gene Ontology annotation, cellular component: plasma membrane. The record is from RefSeq and is a predicted model, not a curated record. Bases 101 to 1021 code for a protein of 306 amino acids. Gene Ontology annotation, biological process: phospholipase C-activating G protein-coupled receptor signaling pathway; positive regulation of Rho protein signal transduction. Gene Ontology annotation, molecular function: G protein-coupled receptor activity. The transcript has 2 exons.
CGCACCACACAACAGAGCAGUUCUCACUUCCACUGAGUGUUCCACUGAAUUCUGCAUUCUGUAUCUCUGCGAUUACAGGCUGGUCCUCUCCAUAACUACAAUGAACGUCUCUGAGGAAGGAAUGCAGAGCUUCAGUGCCUCCCACCAUGAGAACAUUAUCUUUUCUACUUUUUACAUCCUGGUUUUUAUCAUCGCAGUGCCUGGGAAUGCUCUGGCGCUGUGGGCCUUCUUUCAACAGGACAGCACAUCUCCAACUAAGGUCUUCCUGAGGCACCUAUCUAUAGCAGACAUUUCUUACAUCCUCAUUCUACCUAUGCGCAUAGUUUAUCACCUUUCUGACAGCCACUGGCCUUUUGGACAUGUAGUCUGCCAGCUAGCAGGCUUUCUCUUUUACCUAAACAUGUACUGCAGCCUAUACUUGAUGAGUUUCAUCAGCCUAGACAGAUUUCUGGCUGUGGUUCUACCUCUAAGAUCACGGUCAGUUAGGAAGGUUAUGUACGCAAAGGUAGUUGUUGGCAUACUUUGGGUAACAGUAAUUGUGUCUAUGAGUCCUAUACUUUUCUCAAAAAAGAAUACUGCCAACUCAACUGGCUCCUGCAACAAGUUGUACCUAGAAAAGACAUCGCCCACAGCUUUGAUCUCGACUGUUGUCGCAUUUGUUAUUCCCCUUGUCACCAUAGUGGUUUCCUAUAUUCUGAUUUUGUUGAAGCUAAGCGCACUCAAGCAACAGGAACAACGACCUGUGAAAAACAAAGCUAUCAAAAUGAUCAUACUCAUCGUGAUGAACUUCCUCUUUGCAUUUGUGCCCUACCAUGUGAGCAGGGUAAUCUACAUCCAACACCACAGUCAUGAAUUUAUGACUGCAGCAAGCCGUGAGUCACUGGGAAGAGCCAAUCAGAUUACAUCUGCGCUCACCUGUGUUAGUGGCAUACUGGAUCCUGUGAUGUAUUUCUUCCUGAACCGUGCAUACAGAGACAGACUGCGUCAUCUGUUCUGUAAAAACAUGGAAGAUAAUCAAUAAGAGGUGUUAAUAAUAAUAAAUCGUCUACUAGUCUCAGUAAUGUGGGCAGUCAUUGCUGUUCAACAUAGAGCUGCUGUUUGGAGAACCUUUGUAGGUACUCUGUUCUCAGGUGUGUGGGACUCCUGAUAGUACCAGCACUAAGGACUUUUUUCUGUUUGUGUUAUUUAGGUAUUUAUAAAUUCUAUUGUGCAGUAGUUCAGAGGGAAGAAGUGCCAACAGUGAUAAACGUGUGUUUUCAUUUUUAGAUCUUUAUCACUUAAAAGAAGAAGAAGUAAAAACCGACAUCACUUCUUACUCACUUGAUCUUAUCAGCAGCUAUUUUAACACAUACAGUGACACACAUAUUUAGAUUUAAGAUUUUAAAUGGAGGCUGAGUUCCCUCUAACUUUGCCCCAAUAUCUUUUUAAUUGGACCUAAACCUCUUGAAAAUAUGAUAUGACAGAGUUGACUUCAUUAAAUAUAGAAACACUACAGAAAAAAGUUUAGCUUUUUUAUGCACUGGUCAUUUUUGCUUUAAUAACUUCUUAUUGGGUCUGUAGAACAAAAGGAUUAGAUAAUACCUCAUUUGCAUAUUCAAACAAAGAAAUAAUCCAAAAUUUAAAAAAAUUUUUUACAAUUGUCUUAAUGUAGUUUUCUACUAGGGAAGUUUCAUGGUGAUAUCUAUUGGUUUUUUUGUUUUUUUUUACCUUGUAGUGUCAACAAUACAUAUAUUUCUUUUCAUAACCACUUCAGUAGCAUUUACAUACACCAAACCUUCCAGUUUUAUUUCUAUCUAUAUUCUUUCAUUUUUUACAGAACAAUUUGUUCAUGUAUCCUUCACAUAUUAUGUAGUAUUUCCUGUCAGAGAUUACCAAAAUCCCCUCUGCAAAAAUGUAUGACUAUUAUAUCAAAACAACACAAAAUAAAACAAGAAAUUUUAACCUGGCUUUAUCCAUUGUUCUGGGAAUGUAUGCAGACUGUCGCAUUUUUUAUGAGAUAAUGCAUCAUUUGCAUAGUCAAACAUAACAUAUCAGGAAAAUUGUAAUACAAAACAUAGUUGUCUUAAUUUAGUGCAUGUCAGAAAGUAAAUGUCAAGUUGCCGGUUCAUUUGUCACAGUAUGAACAAUGCAGUGAAUUGUGUUGUACAAGAGGAACUGGUCAGCUCAGACAAGACCACAAUAGUUGUGUAACAACAAUAGUAAUAUGAGAUAUGUAUGAAUGUUCUAUACACUGUACAAGAAGUUGUGAUGACUAUGUUACUUGUAUUACUGUAUAAAUAGAUAUGAUGGCUUAUGAGAAUGCAUUUAUGUCCUGUCAAGCUUCAUCAUAUCUCUGCUUAUAUUCCUGAUGUUUCCUGAUGUUUGAAAAUAAUUUCACCCUGGGAUUAUUAAAGUAUUUCUGAUUCUGA